CGGAGCAGGAGCGAGUGCAGGGGCGAGUGCAGGACCAGCAGGCACAAGAAAAACAGCAGACGCAAGCCGCCGAAGAACUCGGACAACAGAUCCCUCAGAAAAGCCUGCAACCUUCAUCUCAACAAGAGCAAACCCCUCAACCGCCUCUACAGCAACCUCACCCGAGCAUCGUUUCCUCCGGUUAUAAAGCGGCCUCCAUGGACUCCGUACCGGCCAGUCAGCAUAUGCAGGCUCAGCCUCAGCAGUUCCAUACCCAGCAAUUGUAUAAUCCUCUUCAACAAUACCAGCAGUCACAGUACAACCCCCAGCAUAGCCCCCAGCAGCAGCAGAUGAACGCCUAUGGCCUCAAGGCGCCGCCAGCCAUGGCAUUUGGCGCCUCCUCCACUACCGUCGAAGAGCGCGCCACUCACCUGCUGGCAGCCUGUGAGUCCUGCCUCGUGGUCUCGCGUAUACCGGGUGUCGACAUGUCAUUCCGCCGCAUUAUGGAGCGCAAAUGUCCUCGUUGUGGAGGCACCCUGGUGCUUCCUCAGGAGGUCAUGGAGAUGCUCAUCCUCUACGGCAAUUUCGUUACCGAGUCGGUGGCCGUCGCGCUCGUGCUGGGCACUAUGGUGCUUCAUCCAUCACUACGGGCGGAUUUUAUGGCGGCUGCGAUGAACGAUUUGCUCACUCCACUCCAGACCGACUUUGUCUAUGAUGUGGCUGUACCCAAGCGGCCAGAAGGACUGGGCAUGUCCCUGCGAAUGAAUCAGGGAAAUCUUGUGGUUGGCGGCUUCAUCGACUUUGAGAAUAAUCAGGAGAGUCCAUCCGUUGCUGCUCGGAUCAUCGCUGUGGACGACAUUUUGGUGGCGAUCAACAAAAAAUCCAUCACGUCGUGGACAUUUGAGAAGAGCAUUAGCAUGUUGGCUCAUGCGGCGUCGCCUGUGUACUUAACUUUCCGGCGCCGCCAGCUGGUCAUAUUGCUCUAG
Phytophthora infestans T30-4 is the source of this 965-nucleotide messenger RNA. RefSeq lists its product as uncharacterized. The transcript has 2 exons. The record is from RefSeq and is a predicted model, not a curated record. NCBI's taxonomy places the organism in Eukaryota, Oomycota, Peronosporomycetes, Peronosporales, Peronosporaceae. Gene Ontology annotation, molecular function: protein binding. The coding region runs from base 198 to 965 and encodes 255 amino acids.